Capsaspora owczarzaki ATCC 30864 is the source of this 1127-nucleotide messenger RNA. RefSeq lists its product as hypothetical. The coding region runs from base 27 to 836 and encodes 269 amino acids. Lineage: Eukaryota; Filasterea; Ministeriida; Capsasporidae. The transcript is spliced from 2 exons. The record is from RefSeq and is a predicted model, not a curated record.
UGCAUUGUUUCCCCACCACAGUUGCAAUGUCCGACACUGCGCUGAGCGGCGACGACGCUGCGCUCCAUCAUCACCCUCACAGCAGCGAUGAUCACAGCGACGACCAGCCCACCAGCAGCAGCACCAACAGCAGCAGUCAUACUACUCAUAGUCAUAGUCAUAGUCAUAGUACCAGCAGUCAUUCGUAUUCCGCUGCUGUUGCUGCCGCCGCGAAUGCAGUGCCGGACGUGGCCCAGCUGGUGCUCGCAGUGCUGCCGCGCUUCCUCGUUACGCCCGAGGUCGCCCGCAUCGCCCGCUCGUUCGACGCCACGGCGCACAAGAUGCUCGCCAAGCACCUCCACGAGCGACCCUCGGCCACAGUGUUUGCCGUGCUGCUUGCGCUCGGAUCGCUCGUCCCGGUCUCCAUCUUUAUGCUCUACCUCGUAUUUGCCACCUUCCUCCUGCUGGCUGGAUUUCUGCUCGUCGAGUGCGCAGCCAUCUUCAUUGGGCUGGGAUUCCUGAUUGCCACCGUCAUUGGAAUUGCCGCGUUCUGCUUUGGAACAACCGUCUUUAUCGUCACUGCAACCUGGGCUGUUCGCGUGAUUGCAGGGCUGCUCGAGAUUGACAUUGCUGCGACCGUUGCGAGCCAACGCAUUGUUCGCACGCGCGCCGCUGCUGCUGGACAACAGCCAUUCCGUCAUCAUCAUCAUCAUCAUCAAGAAGUGCCACUGCUCGCUCAACAACUGCAGCAGCAGCAGCAGCAGCAGCAACAGCAGCAACAGCAGCGACAGCCUCAUGUUGUGCAUCUCCAGCGCUCGCCCAUUACGAUCGAGGCUCGUUCUACCAACGGCGAAUGAGCCAAGAUUCGAGCUCUCUUUGUUGCACGUCCUCAUUCUCGUCCUAGUCAUUGUUUUCCCUGCAUCUCUGGCGCUCGCCCCAUGACAAUCGAUCCGAGUUCUGCUAUUCCCAACCCCCGUCCUCGUUUUUGUUAUCGUUUUUUGUAUUUCCCUAUGCAAGCUGCUGCACGACACAGUUGUCCUUUGAUGGUGAAUCUGAAGCUGCUCGAGUGCAUGCUUGCUUGCUUGUCGCUUUCCACCGUGUUUUUGUCGUGUUUGCUGUGCGUGAAUAUCACUUUAGUCGAUUCUCUG